AACAAAGUAAGAAUGAAGAAAAUACAGGGAAAUAAAACAAAAAACCAAAAGUCAGUGGCAGCAAAAAGUGUACAGAAAAACAGAGUUCAGAGCAAAGUAAAGUAUAUAAGUAUGCACAGGAAAGUAAAUAAAAGUACGUAGUGAAGUAUUUAAGUGUGAGGAAGAACCAAUGAGAACCUAAGAAGCGAUAGAAACAGAACAGCCAGAUCGAAGAAGAAGAAGAAGAGGAAGGUCGCCUUGACAACGGCGUCGGUCCAUGCAUGCAGUUUCCCAGCCAUGGCUACGGGUGGGGGAUCUUCUGACCCAGCCCUCCCUAACACACAGCUGGGACCCAAGGGCACGAGGAUCAGGGAGCAGCUCCAUAAUAAUGCCCCUGAGUCUGAGGCCAAUAAAGACAUGAGCUGUGAGGAGGAGUGUGUGGUGCGGGCCAAGGAGGCUGGCCACGCCCUCAGUGCCUCCCUCCACGCCAACGAGCAUGACCUGCACGCCCUCGUCAAACACGGCUGCACCAUGGUGGGGAACGUGGAAGUGGCGGCGCUGAGUUGGGAGGUUGUGGCUCGGGUGGAGAGCGAGGGGCAGCGGGAGAACUGGCGCUCGAGGCUGGAGGAUGACUCUCGCAAAACACACGACGCCCUGCACCGCAUCCAACAGUACUGGGAGGAGGUGGUGGGACUCAGCGUGCCCGAGGACCUCCACCAAGGCCUCUGUCAGCUACAAGAGUGGACGCAGGAGCUGUCGGACCAGAAGGAGCGGAUCGUGGCGGGGCUGAGGGAAGAACUAGACACUUUGGACAUCUCUUACGGCAGUGAACUCCUCCAGCAGGCGCGGCAGAGGACUGAGCUAUUGCGGCGCAUCACAGAGCAUGUCACGGAGCUGCACCACACCUACCGCCACUCGCUGAGAGAAGUGCAGGACGUGGCGGACAAGGAGCGCUCCUCCCUCGUGCAGCAAUACGGCAGCAUGUGGGACCAGGCUGUGACGGGCCUCAACGACCAGCUGCAGCGCCUACUCCAUGAGCGGUUGCACAACAGAACCUCCCGGCUGGACCAGAUCAUCGAACUCAAGCUACACGGCGCCGCGGAGCACGUGGCGGCCAGGGACAAGCUCGACGCCGAUAUUGAGAAGGUGCUAGUCGAGGUGAUGCGGAUGAAGGCGGCGCAGCAGGUGGAAGAGAGUCAGCUGCGGUACAGUCAGCAGGUGUUGCAGCAGCAGUACAGGGAGACCACCGCCUUGGUGAGCGAGGCGCGCCGCUCCCUGAACGCUCUCACGCCCGUCAUCAACACCUACAGGAGGAAGGCUGAGGCGGUGGACGCUGCUCGGGCGGCGCGGGAGCAGGCAGCGGUGCGGGAGGCUGCUCGGCUGCGUCAGGUGAGCCAGCAGCACCGCGGGAGGCUGGCCCACAUCUCGUCCCUCUUCACCCACCAGGCACGCGCCCUCUCCCUCAUGCACUACCGCGCCCUUCACUCCCUCGUCACGCAGGUGAUAGGAUUGGAGCGGGCCAUCCAGCAGAAUGUGUUGGCGAGGGAAUGGGUCGAGCCAGACCUUCAGCCCCUGCAGGACCUGAGCCCCGCCCCCAACCCCCGCCACACCUCAGCCCUCGCCGUGGCCACCAGGAUACUCAGGCCCAAGACGGGCAAACCAACAACUGGCGAGUCAACAGAGGACUUGGAGAGGGCCGUGUGUGUGAUGGGCGAUGUGGAGCACCCUUCAGAGAGCGAGGAUACGGACGGGCGGGGAUCCUCUGCUGCAAGCGACGAAGAGGAGGCGGCCCAGCGGCGUCACCUGAGGGAAGUCUUUCUCUCCCGCCUGGCCCAGGAGUCCGUCUUCCUGCUGAAUACCGACGCCACACACCUAACGGAGCACGACCCGCUGCUCACCCUCGAACACGUCUUCUGGGAGCUCAGCAUUCACACGGAAGCGGACGUGGAGAAGCUGUUGCGACACGUCGAGAGACACCUUGCCCGGCGGGUCGCGCGACCUCGCCUCAGAGAAGGCGAGGACAGCGAGGACGAGGACACCGAUAGGGAAGACGAGGAGUGGGCAGAAAGCGAGGAGCUGUUCACCAUCGAAGACGUCCUUAGCAUCCUGGUCGACUUCUGUACAUCCAGAAACGCUAGUGUCGGGGUGAAACCUAAAACCGGGGAAGAGAUGGGGCCGGAACAGCUAUACGGGCAGGAGGGGGAAGAGGCGGCCCGCUGGAGGGUCUUCGUAGACAGCCUGUGCAAGAGAACGCGGCUGUGGGGCACCAUCAAGGACGCCCUUACGCAGUACAGAGACGUCCUGACGGGCCGCCUGGAGGAGUCGCAGCGAGUGGAGCGGCUGAGGCGCGAGAAUGCCGAGCUGAGGUUCCUGCUGCAGAGCGUUGCCGCUGACCUGUAAUGGGCUGUGUCCGGGCGCUCACGUACAUACGCCGCCAGGGGUCAGGGGGGAGACCGCUCUAUUCAUGGUGUCCUGUGGUGAGUGAAUGUCCUCUGCCUGGUAACUGUGUUCUAUUGUACGUUUAAAAGAAACAAGUAGGCUAUUUUUUGUUUCGAAAAACUGUUUUUUACUGGUAAGCAGAUCUUUCAAAGGUUAACACAUAAACAAUAGAUAAUAAAGACUUUUAUCAUAGAGGUAAGAGAGAUAGCCUAAUGGUAUCUAUACUUAUAGGUUAAAAGGAUUUAUCAUCGCAUAAAUUUGUUCAAACUAUAAGCAUGGAUAUAUCGUUACCUCUUUCGAUCAACAUAGCUUCUCAUUCAACGCAGUCAUCCCUAGAUCUCGUUUUCUCUGUGGACGAAAUGUUUGUAGUUUUCAGAACUUUUCGUAUCAUGCCGUAUAAAGAUAAUCUAUACUAUCCCAAGCCUACAUAAAGAUUACUUUAGUACCUAAGUUUGUAUGAAUAUUCACCUGAUUUUCUGUAACUUCAUUCAAUACAAUAAACAAUUUUGGGAAGUCCUUUCAUUUCCUACUUUGCACGAAAAUAUCAAUAUUUGACAACACACCAGCAGACGACGCCUGCACCUGCAGCUGGAGGAGGGUCCCUCCCAGACUGGCCUCAGAUAAUGUAGGGCAGCUAUCGCCAAGAGUAGUGAGGCAGCGCCCCACCACCAUGGGGACAACCUGACACAUUACCACAAGCUACUGGAUCUCAAGCAUCAAGGCUGUGAUAACGAAGGAUCUGAAGAUAUUAUAUAGAACUAGUGGUUAUAGUUGAUCUCAGAUAUAUGCUCCAAUUUUGUUACCUUUUUCCUCUCAUGAUGUAUGUUUAAGAAGUUAUGUAGAAAAGUCGUAAUAGCUGGAAACAUAGAUUCUGAUUAAUUAUUUAUUCAUGAUUAAGAUGCUCAAAAUAUACUUAAUGCAACUAGAUAAUCAGAAUUGUCUUAAAGAGGCCAAAUAACUGAAAUCUAAAACUCUUCUAUUGUCUUUCACCUGAAUUGAGAACACGUUAAGCUUAACCCUAGAUAAACUAUUUAACUUAUGCAAAAAUCAAAUUGUGAACACCAAAAGCAAUUUAUAAGGCUAUCUGCCCAACACGGAGGCAGUCUGUAGCAUCUAUUGAAGAGAAUCUCAAGACCACAUACACA
Messenger RNA from Eriocheir sinensis (Chinese mitten crab), 3563 nucleotides. Its product is annotated as dynein regulatory complex protein 1-like. The record is from RefSeq and is a predicted model, not a curated record. The transcript has 15 exons. Gene Ontology annotation, cellular component: axoneme; axonemal dynein complex. The coding region runs from base 277 to 2379 and encodes 700 amino acids. Gene Ontology annotation, biological process: cilium-dependent cell motility; axonemal dynein complex assembly; regulation of cilium movement. NCBI's taxonomy places the organism in Eukaryota, Metazoa, Arthropoda, Malacostraca, Decapoda, Varunidae.